Mycena citricolor is the source of this 2093-nucleotide messenger RNA. The record is from the annotation of a GenBank genome assembly. NCBI's taxonomy places the organism in Eukaryota, Fungi, Basidiomycota, Agaricomycetes, Agaricales, Mycenaceae.
ACCUGAUGUCACCGUCACGCUGUGUCCCCGUCUUCAGCCCCUUUGGACUGGCCAGCGCCUCGUGGGGGUCCUAUUGUCGCUCCUUCCGCCACGGACCAUCUUCUGGCAAAACGACCGGGUACAACGGAGGGACAACGGCCACACGUCGGGAGAUUGCUACCGCUGGACGUUUAUGCCACCAGCACAGGUCGACGCACGCACACGCACACGCCUGACCGCAGAAGCAGCGCAUUCUGCUAUCUUGCCAGCUCGAAGCAACGGGCAUAUACACGUAUACGCGCUCACGACCCCGACAUCUCCACCGUCCGCCUUCGCUUCUGACUCGAAUCCCCGUCCUCGUUCAUGGGCCAGAGCUCUUCGAGAGCGAAAGAUCCGACGCGCUCUCCGCCGCCUAACUCGACCUCCGCGGCGCGCGCGCGCUCGGACCUCAUCGACCGCCAAAUCGCGCUUGACUCGAAGCGGUACAAGAAGGAAUGCAAGAUCUUGCUGCUCGGGUCGGGCGAGUCCGGCAAGUCGACGAUUGUGAAGCAGAUGAAGAUCAUCCACCAGGAAGGUUUCGACGAGCGCGAGCGGCGGGAGUUCCGUGCCAUUGUGUAUAGGAACGUGCUGGAUAGCGUGCGCACGUUGGCGCGGGUCGUGCGGCGAGUUGGAGUGGAUGCGUUUGCUAUGGUGGAUAUGGCGUUGGGUGAGGGCCAGAGGGACGGCGGUGGUGACGGAAGGGCUUGGGCGGAGAUGAUACUGGAUGCUUUUCCAGCUCCAGCCGACUUCGAUGCGUUAUAUCAUGGCGAAGACGAAGCGUCUACUGUUGGGCACGGCUCGCUUGACGUGGGCAUCGAUCCCAUACCCUGGACACGGAAUGACGAGGAGCGACGGCCAUCCGCAGCGGAAAUGAUACUGGGACGAAGGCCUUCGUCAACUGACGUUGUGCCCGCCGAUGCCGCCGAAGUCUUCGCACAGACGCACGCAGUGCUGACGCCUCUGCUGGCAGAUGCGAUACAUUACAUCGCACGACACCCGGUCGUAGAGAAGGUGGUGGACGAGAACCCGGCCGAUUUCUAUCUCAUGGACAGCGCCACUUACUUCUUUUCCUCUAUCCACAGAAUAGCACAAGCUACAUACGUACCUUCAGAAGAAGAUGUGCUCAGGGCUAGGCUGAAGAGUACUGCUAUCAUUGAGACUCGGUUCAUGAUGGGUGACCUAUCGAUACACAUGUUUGACGUCGGUGGACAACGUUCUGAACGGAAAAAGUGGAUUCACUGCUUUGAAAGCGUCACCAGCAUCAUUUUCUGCACAGCACUGAGCGAAUACGACCAGGUUCUAGAGGAAGAACGUCGGGUGAACCGCAUGCACGAAUCGCUAUACCUCUUCGAGUCUGUGAUCAACUCACGCUGGUUCCUGCGCACCAGCGUGAUCCUGUUCCUAAACAAAAUCGACGUCUUCAAACGCAAGCUGCCGAAGAUACCCCUGGGACGGUACUUUCCUGAAUAUGCGGGCGGCAACGACCUUCAGAAAGCUGCCAAGUACAUUCUCUGGAAGUUCAUGCAAGAGAACCGGGCGAAGCUCACGGUCUAUCCACAUGUUACACAAGCAACGAAUACGAAGAACAUCCGGCUCGUCUUCGUCGCUGUGAAAGAAACUAUCCUCCAAAACGCACUCAAGGACUCGGGCAUCUUAUAACGAGCUUGACACCCACUUGACAACGCUCAUAUGCGGAUCCCCACACCAGGGGUAGUUCUACCGGGCAUGCCACCAGCAAUUGCCCCUCUCGAUCUGAGCACGACCGGUUUUCGAUGCCGGUCAGAGCCCCCGUGCCCUCUUAUCGGUCUGGAUGCUACUGCAACCAACAGCUGCCCCCAAAAGCCAUUCGCCAUCCACCACCAUACCUAUCUUAUAUCCGGAUAUCUCACCACUUAUCGCCACGCGUGUGGGCAUGCCUCCGUGCUUGCUUCCGUCGUACUUAGACUUUUGCUCCUCGAUUACUCAUUAGGGAUACUUACUAUCAUGCGGUUCACUGUCCCUGCGCUCAGCAGUUGGAUAUCUUCUCUUGUGUAUGUUGUAUGUAUCAUUUAGAGAAUCUGAUGGUCUGCACACUA